AUGGUAGAAGAUUAUCAGAAAGUCGUGGACGUACUACAAUCCGGACAUACGGAUUACUGCAAGGUUCGGUUCUCGCCUGUCGAAUAUGACAAUAGCAAUGGAUCUACUGUCUAUCAAAGUCUAGAGAAAGCCUUGGCGAUAUUUGCAAAAAAGGACACAGUGAUCGCUGUCGGGCCAUUCAUUGAUGUAUUCACCUCAAUGGAGUAUGUCAUCAAACGACAAAUCCAUUUGGUGACGUCAUCGAGUGAAAGUCAGGAAAAAUCUGACAGAGCUCUUCCAGUCCUCCCCGAUACAAAAUCACUCUCCAGUGCUGUUGCCGAGAUUGUACACAGCUUGGGCUGGACCAAAGUCGCCUUUUUAUCACAGGAUGACUUCUCUCCUGUUUUGGCUCUCGGAAACAGAGACAUAUUUGCUUGGCCUAUUUUACUGCCAUCCAACAUACAGAAUGGAAACAACCAGGAGUUGAGACAGACGAUGACCCAGCUCCGCGAGGCACAGAUGCGACAGUUUAUCCUUCACUCGAUGGACAAGGAGGUCGUGCAGCACGUCAUCACAGCGGCUGAAGAACAUCACCUUCUACAUUACUCUAGGAGCUGGUUCAUCACCUACCUGGAUUUCUCUGAUGUGACAUUACACCUAAAGGAAACCGUCUCGCUCUAUGGAAUACAACUGUUGAACGCGGGAGCUAUCCCUUCGAGUCUUUAUCAAGAAGAACAAUUCCAGAACCGGUCACGCCUAAGUCUGGGACUUCUAGUGGACGUUGUGUCUAUACUGCGACACUGUCUCCGCCGGGGACAAAGCGAAUCUUACUGCGAUAGCCAGCCUCUCAAAAACCAGACGAUGAAUCAAAAAAUGUUGAACGAGGCUUUUGAUGAUAAGGCUGAUACCUAUGUAGGUGCACUGGGACAGUACAAGUGGGGCGUUGCCGAGGACGGUCGCAGUCGUAUCCGCACCAGCUACUCAAUGGCCGUGCUAAGUCACAUCAACAACGAAACCAUCAAAGACAAUAUCAAGAUCGGGAACUGCACCUUCCUUGACAAACCUGUGUAUACCCCUGUUGGCGAGGGAACGCAACAAAAAUCAGUAAAAGAUAUAAAGACAAGUCUUAAGGGCAUGAACUUUACCGUCAUUACGAAAAAGGAUCCGCCGUUCUAUUCUGUGACCAAUGGUAGACACGAAGGAUUCUGUAUUGAUGUUCUGGAUGCUUUGAAGAAGCUAAUGGGGUUUGAUUAUAAGAUAAUUGCGUAUAGGAGCAAGUGGGCAGGACUGAAUGAGGACAAAGAAUGGGACGACAUUCUACACAAACUCAUGGUUGGGGAUGCCGCCAUUGCGAUAGGUGACCUAGUCGUGAAGUCGAAGCGAGAGGCACAGAUCUCCUUCUCCAAUACUAUCCUGUCCUCAACUGUUAGCAUGCUGUUGAAAAGGCCGCCUCUCCAACCAACCUUCUUCCAGUUCCUCUGGCCUUUCGACAUCGGCCUUUGGUUUAUGAUAGCCAUCUUCUUCUUUAUCGUGGGAUUGUCUCUGUUUUUGAUGACCAAGUACGACACCACCCAGCGGACAGCCGAGCAGAAGUUUGAUCUUAAGGAAAGCAUGUGGUACUCUCUUAAUGUCAUACUGCAAGGUGGUACCGAGUUCUCACCACAGACUACAUCGAUGAGGACCAUCGUGGCUUUCUUUUGGUUCUGUACUCUGAUCAUCACUGCAGCAUAUACCGCCAAUCUCGCUGCAUUCUUAACUCUCAAACAGAUCGACAGUAGAAUAAAGACCCUUGACCGUCUCGCCAGCCAAUCAGAAGUCAAAUAUGGCGUUCGCAACAACAGCGAUCUCAUGGCCUUCUUUGAACAAUCGACCGCGGAUCCUUACGAGCGGAUGUGGACGGUGAUGAAGCUCACAGAGAAGGAAUCUCUAGUAGCCGAUAGGAUGGAAGGUGUCAACAAGGUCCUGGCGGGAGAAUACAAUUCUGGUUUUGCCUUCCUUGAUGACGGGCUUUUCAAUGAUUAUUACGCUGCUAAAUUCUGUGGGAUGGAUUCAAUCGACCAGAGGUUUGGAGAGAAACACUUCAGUCUAGGGUUCCCUAAGGGAGCGCCGUACAAGGACGACAUCAAUCGAGCUCUCCUUAAGUUGAAAGAGGAUGGCAUCAUGGAUUCUAUCACAACUAAAUGGUGGCAGCCUGCGUCUAACUGUUCGACUGUGAGUAACGAAAAGACGGGCGCCAAGUCGUCGGGAGAACUGGAACUUGAGAACAUGGUGGGGGUAUUCAUCGUGCUAGGCUGUAGUGUUACACUCGGUGUAUUAGUGGAAAUCUGUAAAAGGAUUUACCUCGCCAUCCAAAGGAUGCGUAACAUCAACAACAGUGAUGACAAAGGGUGA
Ylistrum balloti is the source of this 2370-nucleotide messenger RNA. RefSeq names its product glutamate receptor ionotropic, kainate 3-like. Lineage: Eukaryota; Metazoa; Mollusca; Bivalvia; Pectinida; Pectinidae. Gene Ontology annotation, cellular component: plasma membrane; postsynaptic membrane. Gene Ontology annotation, molecular function: transmitter-gated monoatomic ion channel activity involved in regulation of postsynaptic membrane potential; glutamate-gated receptor activity. The coding region runs from base 1 to 2370 and encodes 789 amino acids. The record is from RefSeq and is a predicted model, not a curated record. Gene Ontology annotation, biological process: synaptic transmission, glutamatergic; modulation of chemical synaptic transmission. The transcript has 14 exons.